This is a messenger RNA of Penicillium psychrosexuale, 195 nucleotides long. RefSeq lists its product as uncharacterized. The record is from RefSeq and is a predicted model, not a curated record. The coding region runs from base 1 to 195 and encodes 64 amino acids. The transcript is spliced from 2 exons. Lineage: Eukaryota; Fungi; Ascomycota; Eurotiomycetes; Eurotiales; Aspergillaceae.
AUGCAGUUCUCAACCUUCCUAUUUGCCACUCUCGCGUUGGCUGUCUCUAGUGCUUGGGCCCAGGAUGCCACUACCGAUGAUGUCCCUACCUGCCUGAGUACCUGCCGUGAUGACCCUUAUCCCUGCCAGGGCGGUUGGGUGUCUACACAGCUCGACGUCGAUGAUGAACCCUGCUGGACUUGCUGCUCGAGCUAG